AUGGCUUUUGGAGUUGACUGGCAAAGUGAUGAUUCAGAUGAUGAUCCUCUAGAAGAAAAACAUAAAGAACCUCCCUUGCCAGAUCUUCUCAAGGACAAAGAGCAUAACGGCCUCAUAAUAGACUUAUGUAAGUCAUUGGCUUCCUUGCAAAGAUAUUGCGAAGCAUUGGAGAUAAUAAAUCUUUUUUUGAAAGUAACUCGCAACACAUCUUCUGUUGCGGAGGAACUCCGGUCUCUUGGAGCUCAAAUUGCAUACAACACUCCUGAUCCUGAGCAUGGGGUUAGCUGUGUAAAAUACAUUGUGGACCUGCAUCCAUAUAGAAAUGCUGCCUGGAAAUGCUAUUACAAGGUAAUUAGCAGAUUAGAUGACUGGUAUGCAAGGCAUUACAAGUUUCUACGCAAUAAGAGAGACAAACUCAGAAACUGUGCACCUCCCAGUCUCAUUUCUGGGCAUCAUUUUACUAAAAAAAGCCGUCAUCAAGAUGCUGCGAGGGAAUACCUUGAAGCUGAUAAAUUAUUGCCGGAGAAUCCCCUGAUUAAUCUAUGUGUUGGUACUGCUUUAAUCAACUUAUCCCUUGGACAUAGACUUCAGAAUAGGCACCAGUGUGUUGUACAAGGAUUAGCAUUCCUCCACAACAAUUUGCAGCUUUGUGAAUUCAGCCAGGAGGCUUUCUACAACGUAGCCAGGGCUUACCAUCAGGUCGGCAUUGUGACUCUGGCAGCUUGGCAUUAUGACAAAGUUCUUGCAAUGCAAGUGAAGGAUUACCCCAUGCCAAAGCUUCCGCAUGAAAAGCCAGAGUCUGCUGAAAAUCGAAAACUGGGUUACUGUGACCUUCGAAGAGAAGCAGCUUAUAAUUUGCAUCUCAUCUACAAAAAGAGUGGAGCGGUUGAUCUUGCUCGAACCGUCUUAAGAGAUCACUGCACUUUCUGA
Messenger RNA from Malus domestica (apple), 930 nucleotides. RefSeq lists its product as uncharacterized. Gene Ontology annotation, cellular component: transcription factor TFIIIC complex. The record is from RefSeq and is a predicted model, not a curated record. NCBI's taxonomy places the organism in Eukaryota, Viridiplantae, Streptophyta, Magnoliopsida, Rosales, Rosaceae. Gene Ontology annotation, biological process: transcription by RNA polymerase III. Gene Ontology annotation, molecular function: protein binding.